UCUGCCGGAAGUAAAGAAGAAGAAGAACUUCCAUGUGACGGGUGGAUGUUGUUUAGCUGCGGGUCAAAUCAAUCGGGGACGAAUAUUCCUCCUUUAAAUCAUUUAAACCAUAUCUCCGGUUAUUUUACCGGCACGUGGAUGUGUUCAGUUUGAUGAGCUCCGACAUCCGGGUCUUAUUCACGGUCCUCCCGCAGUUCGUCCCCAGCACCGACCGGCCCUCUGAUGGCCUUCAGGCGGCCGGACAGCUUCGAUGACCCGCUGUACGGAGCGAGCUACCCGGUCAGAAGCGCCGGAGGCCCCGCGGAGCUGCAGCACCACCACUGGGUCACUACGCCGCCGGAUAUCCCCGGCAGCCGCAACCUGCACCACGGAGAGCGGACACCUCAGCGUGACGAUCCGCUGGGAGAGCACGGAGGUCCCGGAGCUGCAGCCGGCUGGGAGGCUCCGCAGCCCGGCGUACCUCCUGGCGAGCAGCUCAAUCGAUUUGCUGGAUUUGGAAUCGGACUCGUCAGUCUGUUCACUGAGAACGUCCUUGCUCAUCCGUGCAUCGUCUUCCGCAGACAGUGUCAGGUGAACUACCACGCCCGAUGUUACCACCUGACUCCGUUCAGCGCCGUUGCCGUCAUGUACUCCAUCACUAAGGCUCAGGUGAAAAUACUUCAUAACAGAAACACGAAUAAAUGAUAAAAAAAAGACGAAAAUAUUGUUUGUCAUAAAAUAUGUAAAAUAUUAAAAACAUCUAUCAAUGAAACACAACAUUUUAUAAAACAUUACUAAGAAUGUCUUAUUAUUAUAAAAGUAUUUAUAUAUAAAUAACCAAUGAUAAAUGUACAUUGACAUAUUAUAUAGAUACUGGACACGGUUGGGCUGUCCUGGCUGACACGCCUCUUAAAUGUCGCAUGGGGGUCGGGAUCAGUGCCCAUGGACUGGCAGA
Messenger RNA from Anarrhichthys ocellatus (wolf-eel), 934 nucleotides. Its product is annotated as solute carrier family 25 member 46-like. Bases 223 to 684 code for a protein of 153 amino acids. Gene Ontology annotation, cellular component: mitochondrial outer membrane. The record is from RefSeq and is a predicted model, not a curated record. The transcript is spliced from 4 exons. Gene Ontology annotation, biological process: mitochondrial fission; axon development; mitochondrial membrane fission. NCBI's taxonomy places the organism in Eukaryota, Metazoa, Chordata, Actinopteri, Perciformes, Anarhichadidae.